AAUCCCGGCGGCGGGGCGGGGGGGGGCCCUCCGGGACCUGCCGUCCAGCCGCUCCCCCCGCCGCCCACCCGUUCUCCGUCUUCCCCCCUCCUUGUGCCGGCUCCUCCCCGCCGCGCCGGGGGCUGGUCCUGCCCGGGCCCCCCCAGCGGUGCCAGGUGGGGGGAGCAGCGCUGGAGGGUCCGGGGGUGCCCCCCAAGGCGGUGCCGGGCUGGAAGAGAGAAAAGGAAUUCUGAGAUGAUUCUUUUCUAUAGCAGCGAGGGACUUGGGAGAGCCCAGCCCUGUGCUUCAAGGAUGCAGCGUUAACAGCCACGAACAUCUCUGUGUCCCUUAUGAUUUGCAGCCCAGCAAAGCGGCCCCUGAGGAUUUGAGGAGCCGCCGCUGCCGUCAGAACAUCGCCGAGAGCAACAGAAAAAUGAAAAGCAAACAUCCAGAGCUUCGCCACUCCAGGAAAAGGGAAAAACUCCCCAAACAAUGAUAGUUCAGCUCAUCGCCCGAUGUCCUCGCCCCGCCGACAGCACUUGCAGCCUUCGAAUGCCAGUGGGAGGGCAAGAUAAUGAGGAAUGAGAUUAAUCAUGGGAUGGAGAAAAAGAAAAUCCUGAUGAAAUCCAAGGUUGCUGCUCCUAACCUGCUGAGGACACUGCACUCCCUGUACCAGUUCGGUCACCUCUGCGACGUGACGGUCCACACGCAGCAUCUGGGAAUUCAGGAGGAGUUUCUGGUUCACAAAGCCGUCUUGGCAGCUUCCAGCAACUAUUUCAAGGGGCUUUUCCUGCACGAUGACAUGCUGGACACCAAGAACUGCACAGUGACUCUGCAAGACAUUUACACGGAGGAGUUCACCUCUUUUCUGGAGUUCGUUUACACUGCAGAAGUGGAGAUUGAAGCUGAAAAACUGCAACGGAUGAAAGAAAUAGCUGAGAGACUCGAGUGCAAGGAUUUGCUUGACAUUUGUGAAGAAGUGAAAGCAGAGGACAGGAAGGGGUUGGAUUUGAGCCUCCACCUGAAGGGUCAGCUGUGUGAAAACGGGUCACAGUGGCCUCGCGUCCAGCAAGAGGAGAACCGCAAACCGGGUAACUCUCCCCAGGCUGUGGCAACACCCCUGCAGAGGAGACUUUGGGAGAGGCAGAGCAAGAAAAAGCUGCUGGCUGGCUACGAACUCAUCGAAGGCCAGGCAGUGAGCCUGGAGCAAGAGGAAACCGCUUCGCCAGACCCCAAAUCCAAGACAGCAAAGCUACCAAAAUGUAACAAGACAGAUGCCAGAAACAGGCUCAGUGCGGAUAUUGUUAGUCUGGAGAAGGAGAGUAGCGAUUCUCUCCUAAGUCAGGCCGAGUCAAAGGAAGCCUGCGUAGUCAUUGGGAACACGCUGCCUGAGCAGUGGGAGGAUGAAAACAGUUUAAUUUCCAAAUUUGUCAGUAGAACCGAACGCAGGAAAUCACCGUGGCAUGUGGCGAAUGUCUUGCCACAGAUUGCCCGCGAGAAGUGUGACGAGUCGUUCCGUGUUACCAAGCAGCACCAGUCGCACACGGAGCUCAAGCACGACGCUAACCUGGCUGUCCGGUACGGCUGUGAUGUGUGCGAGCGGCGCUUCUCCUCGCACCAGAACCUGCGGCAGCACCGCCUCGCCGCUCACAGCCACCAGCAGGGCUUCUCCUGCGUGUUUUGUGACAAGAGGUUUAAGCGCCAGAAGGACGCGAACGAGCACAUCCGCAGGGUGCACGAGAAGCAGCGGUGUCCCCAGGCCUGCCCCUACUGCGACAAGGUUGUGGGCUCCAAGUGUGGCCUUGUGGUCCACAUACGGACGCACACGGGGGAGAAACCGUACAAAUGCGAGCGCUGCCCCGCCGGCUUUGCGCAGAGGUCCGCGUACAACACCCACGUCAGAAAAAUCCACCAGCAAGCGAGGAAACUUGUGCCUGUCUAUUGGAUGGUAGUUCCGCCUGCGCAAAGGCCACACGCAGUGAGCUGUGACAAAGGUCCUGACAGAGAGAGGUGGGACGGGACAUCCAAGGCUGAACAACAGAAGCCUGUGAGGUGCGAAGGGGCCACGAGUCGUGAGGAAGAACCCGGGGGUUUGUCUGUUACUGAAGGAGACAGCAGCAACGAGCAAGAACAGAAGCAGAGAUAUAAGGAAGCUGAAGCAAGAAGUGAAAAACUGAGUGAAGAAGGUGAUGAAGGUGAAACGAGUUUGAAGGGUGAGGAGGAGGUAGAUGAUGAAGCGGGUUGUUCAGAAGUUGAAGAUAGCAGAGACGAUGAGGACGAUGGAUACUCUAAUGAGAAGGAUGGCGAAGAACGUGAUUCAGAUGAAGUGUUUAAAAUAAAGAAGGUAAAUAAAAGCGAGGCGAGUAAGUCUGCCUAUGUAAUAACAUGCGAGAAGUGUAACGAGCAGUUUGUUUCCCGCAAGAAGUACGUGGAUCACUGCAGAGACGUCCAUCAGUGCUUGCCGGGUAAAGCCUAUCGGUGCGACAUCUGCGGCAAGUCGUUUGCCAGCUACAACAGCUGGAAGGAGCACCGAGCGUGCGUCCACACGGACGAGCGGCAGUUCGCCUGCACCCUCUGCAACGCUACCUUUAAGAGAAAGAGAGACGUGAGGACGCAUUAUAUGCGGAAGCACGAGGGCAGAGUCAAACGCCCGCUCUGCUCUGUCUGCGGGAAGAUCCUCAGCUCCCGAACGGCGCUGGUGUUCCACAUGCGGACGCACACGGGAGAAAAACCUUACGAGUGUGGCAUUUGUCAUGCAAAAUUUGCUCAGCCCUCCCAACUUAAGGUCCACACCAGGUCCCAUACGGGGGAAAAACCAUAUAUUUGCGAGGACUGCGGGGCUUGCUUUGCUGAUAAAGGCAAACUCACUGGCCACAAAAGGACGCACACAGGAGAGCGCCUUUUUAAAUGCGACGUGUGUGGAAAGCAUUUUGCCACCAACGAGUACCUGAAAUGCCACAAGCAGUGCCACAUGGGCGCCAAGCCCUACAAGUGCGGGGUUUGCGGGAAGGCGUUUGGGCUGAGAGCCUCGCUGGCCCAGCACAGCAACGUCCACGCAGAGACCCGUCCGUAUUUCUGCGAGCAGUGCGGGAAGACGUUCACCCAGCAGGGCGCCCUGCGCCGCCACCAGCGCAUCCACACCGGCGAGAAGCCCUACAAGUGCCGGGCGUGCGGGAGAACCUUCACCGACAUGUCCACGCUGCGCAGACACGUGGCGAUUCAUGACCGGAAUGCCCACUGGAAAAGUUUCUUAAUCGAUCUUACAACCAAAAAGGACCAUAACUGGUCCAAAAUAGAAACGUUCUCGGAAGCGCGUGCGGGUGAAGACUCUGCGCCGGAAAUUUGGUCCGUUGACCAAGGUAAACUGUACAAACCCCAGAGCCUUUUGCUUAAAAAAGCGGAACAUGUGCCACCUGGUGUUAAUAACGCACAAGGCGCCGAUCGCUCCCUUCUGUGCUUGUAGUAUCAGUUGUCGUCACAAAACCGCGCGGUCUCUCCAGGCCGAAUUCACUCCCGUGUUCUUCAGCGCCGCCUGUUCGGUGGAGUUUUAUUUAUUUUUGUGGUUUUUUUAAACAAAGGUUUGUGUCUAUUGGAGCCUCAUUGCGGAAGCGCGGGUUAAACCUGUGUGCAGACACGGGCGUCGUGCUGCCGCUGUAAAUUACCGCUCUUUUUUUUAAUUAUUUUUAAUAAAUAAAGAUAACGUGACCAGC
Molecule: messenger RNA, 3689 nt
Organism: Columba livia (rock pigeon)
Lineage: Eukaryota; Metazoa; Chordata; Aves; Columbiformes; Columbidae
Product: GDNF-inducible zinc finger protein 1
Exons: 10
Coding region: 554-3442 (962 amino acids)
Molecular function (GO): protein binding
Source: RefSeq, a predicted model, not a curated record